This is a messenger RNA of Drosophila eugracilis, 1603 nucleotides long. RefSeq lists its product as uncharacterized. Lineage: Eukaryota; Metazoa; Arthropoda; Insecta; Diptera; Drosophilidae. The transcript has 5 exons. Bases 110 to 1177 code for a protein of 355 amino acids. The record is from RefSeq and is a predicted model, not a curated record.
CCUAACCGCCUGCCGCCGCCUGAGCGAAUUGCGAACGUUUUCAAACCGUUUUCGAGUAUCAAAACUUUUUUUUUUGGUUUCAACACGCUUUCUGUGUCGUCUUUCAAACAUGUCGUUCCUGGGCAACACAUCCGAUCUGGAAUGCGAAAAAAAUGAGUUUCCAAGGCAACGUUCCACGGGAAUCGUCACCAAAGUGGCAGCCCACAAACUGUCCGCGGAACCUAAGUGGACUGACAAGCGGGAGGAUGACUCCGAUUCGGAGGUCUCGUCGCCGGAUAACUUCCUGACCAAAGGCGCCUUCCUACUGACCCCAUCCUACGAGUUGUCCAUGGAGCGGGCGGCACUUAUCUGCGAGAAGAUGGCAUUCAAGGGAUGCUUCAGCUUGACCAAAACUGCUACAGGAAUUCUGUUUAAAUUCUCACAUCCAGAUGACUAUCAGGCGGUGUUCAAGAAGGGCUUCCACAAGGUCACCGGGGCGCGUUUCUACCGCAAGGUGAGCCCACCCACCCACACCCACAUCUCCAGUGAUUGGAAGGGCAUUAUGGGGCACAAGAUAGCCAUUCCGUGUCGGCCGAGGAAGACUUUUACCUUGUACGUUCUGGAUGUUCCCGAGGAUCUGCCCGUGGAGGACAUACGUCACGCCAUGUACAAGUUCGACUCGGUGGUGGAGGUAGUGCGCCUGCACAUCUACUCGAGCCUCGCAAGCAACGCCGCAAACGCCUCCUCCUCCGCCGUCGCUGCCAGCUCCUCCUCCGCUGGCGGGGACAAGGGCGUCGAAGGUGAGCAGAUUCAGCUGCUGCACACGCCGACCCAGACUCUGCGCCGAGCGGCACUCCGAAGCACCUCCAAGAGCGUGGGUUCUGUGGUAGGCGAUGCCAUCGAGAAGGCCGAGCGCCCUGAGCGCAGGGAACUGCCUCCAGCCGUCAUCCGGAUCACUCUGGCCUCCAUGGAUGAGUACAACAUUCUGUUGCAGAACGGGCUUAACUUCUAUGAUGCCACUUUCUUUCCCACUGAGGCCAACAUCUCGCUGAAGGGCGCCAAGAUUGACUACAAGCGCAGAAUGCUCGAUGGUUCGAUUCCCGGACGGGUGAGGGAACUGCUGCCCGUUUUCGAUGCGGCUGGCUUUUGCAAGCUGCCACCGCCCACCAGCAAGCUAAUUAAGCCGCCGAGGUCGUAGAUCCGAUACACGACUAAACGGUGCCAUAUGAUACGAUACGAUGACAACGCGUUCCGGCCAAAUAAACGGGGCCCCCUUGACGACCACACUACGGAUUCGGUUCUACCCAUUUUAUCUUACCCUACUUCGCUGUAAACUAUACACAUAAUGCUGUUUUUCAACGGAUGCCAACGCUUCCGCUCGAUCCGCCGAUCUGCCGAUCCGAUCCAUAAUAAUUCCUCUUUUGGCUACCAUCUAUGUUUUUGUUGCCUUUUUUCUAUCUUUCUGUCUCCCCUGUGAACUCUUCAACUUUUUUUUUUUUGCUAGUUUUAUUAUUAAAGGCCCAUAUAAGGCGUAGCGUCUAAUUUGUUUGAUUGUCUAACAAUGAAAAAAAAUAUAUAAGCAAAAGCUCAGAAAAGAAAUAAUAAAAAUGAAAUAAGAAAAUCA